Molecule: messenger RNA, 5007 nt
Organism: Siniperca chuatsi (mandarin fish)
Lineage: Eukaryota; Metazoa; Chordata; Actinopteri; Centrarchiformes; Sinipercidae
Product: mpv17-like protein
Exons: 4
Coding region: 1193-1816 (207 amino acids)
Cellular component (GO): cytoplasm; membrane
Source: RefSeq, a predicted model, not a curated record
CCCCCAUAUUGAAGUCAGCCUCUUGAAGUUUUAUCGCAGUUUUUUCUGAUACCAGGGCUGAGAUUACCAAGAUAAAAACCAGAGCGGUGCCACAAAACGACACAAUACUUUUUAAUUUAAAGGACUUUAUCGCGAAGCCUGCUAAAAUAACAGUGGUGUUUGAAACCAGCCGUCAACACUGCAUCCCUCCCAGGAAUCAUGUCGGGUCAGCGGGACAGGUACCUCCUGCGUCCCUCGGGGUCCCAGGAUCAGUGAUCAUGACGUCAUGUGUCCACCUGCAGCGCAGGAGGGCUGGUCUGCUCUUCAACCUUCAGCCUCCAGGCACACAUAAUGGAGAGGGUCUGUGUCGUCUUGAAAAUAACUCUCCAACAAUUUACAUUCAGCUUAUGUUUCCGAAGGUCUGUUAAACGAAGUUUUAUAUCGCUGUGGUGUGAAAGUGCCGCGCGACGCUUGCAGGUCUGAACGGUAACUACAGGUCAGGGGAGAGCAGCGACUGCGCUCAUUGCGGGGUUUGGGCACCGCUGAUCUGACAGUGCGUGGACCGGCUGAACCCGCGUCGGGACGGAGCUCUGCGCAGCAAACCACUGUUGUUGGUAUCAGUGACGCAGUUGGACGGGGAUCUAAAUCUGAGCAGCCCGGGACAAUCCUACAGAUUAGCGCUUGACCCGCAGGAUUUGUUGGAGAGGCACCCGAUUCCCCGGGAGCGACGCGCCGAGUCAGAGCAGACAGAAUGAUCUAGAUUUAGAUUUAGAUUCCACCGGAGCCCUUUCCACAAGCUUCUCCGUCUCUUAUCAUCGGCUGCGUUUUACGCAUGCACAACUCCAGGACGCGAAAUUUGAGAGGAGCCAUCUCCAACUGACCAAAGUGGAGGUCAUGGCAGGUUUUACGCAGAGCGCGAAUAUGCCGAUAGGAGUGUUUGAGAAACUUUUUGGCGGAAUCUACAUUUCUCAUUAGUCAUCUGAGAUCUGAUAAUGAGUGAUAUUCCUGCUGCCGGCGGAAACGUCUAAUCCCUCCCUGAUUACCGCGCGCAGAUGGAUUGCGUCGUGUCAGCCAGCAGACUGAUAUCAGGGCCUAGUCACACUAAUUUAAGCGCUAUGCUUGCGUCUUGAUUGCUGAAUUGAAGCCAUUUAGGGCAGUCCAGCAUCACUUUGUGAGCGCCAACUGGACCCCAGCUUCUCCCCCUGGGGCCGAAAUGAGGAGAGCUGUACUGAAAGAAGCCGCCAAACGAUUCCCCUGGCUGGCCAAUGUCACGUUGUACGGGUGCUUAUUCGCCGGCGGUGACCUUGUCCAUCAGCUCAUAGCUCAGAAAGAGCGCAUGGACUGGAAACACACUCGCAACGUGGCCAUUGUGGCAAUCAGUUUCCAUGGAAACUUCAAUUACUUCUGGCUACGAGCCCUGGAGAGGCGUUUCCCUGGAAAGUCCGCCGGGAUGGUUUUCCGCAAACUCCUGCUGGACCAAAGCUUCGCGUCGCCUUUGGCCACCAGUGUCUUCUACACGGGGGUGAGCUUCUUGGAGGGCAAGGAGGAUAUCUCUGAAGACUGGAGAGAGAAGUUCUUCAACACCUGGAAGACUGGACUCAUGUACUGGCCAUUCAUGCAGUUUCUGAACUUCGUCCUGAUGCCGUUGUACUUGCGAACAGCCUUCAUGGGCUGCUGCGCCUUCCUCUGGGCCACCUUCCUGUGCUUCUCUCGACAGAGCGGCGAUGGCACUGCCACCGUGGCUCUGGCCUUCGUCAUGGACCCCCGUAAGACCCUGGAGGAGAUGCGCGAGGCCCGGCUAGCCCGAAAAAAGCAAAAGACCCAGAGUGAAAACUAAAGGGAGGAGGAGGAGGAGGAGGAGGAGGAGGAGGAGGAGGAGGACGCUGCUUCUGUCCUUCAGGCCUUUGAGCUUCGGUCGCAGGACAGAGGGGUUUCCACUUUUGCUUAACCAGCACCUACAAACUGAAAGCAUCAUGGAGAGCUGAAGAGCUGAGGAGCAGGUUACUGAUUGGAAAAAGAAAAACAUUGUCAAUGAUUACACACACACACAACAGUUGUUAGGGAAUCGGGAGGCUGCAGUAAUAAUAAUAAGAUUAUUAGAAGUUGAAGUUGCAGAUGUGUUGACAUUUUCUUCCUGUGCUGAAUAUCAUUAUUACAUUUGACCUUUUCUAUGUCAAAACUAAGUGUUAUUUCCACAGAGCUGUAUUCUUAGUAAAGUGGGGAAGAAUUUAGAUAAAAGAGGAUAAUAAAACACGGGUGAAGCAGGUUAGUAAGAAUAUAUAUAAAUAUAUUAUAUCUGUGUGAAAAUGCAGGUUAGGGCUUCAAAAGGAACAAAUGACAAACAGCACAGUAUCCCUUCAACAGUAAAUAUGUGAUCAAACACACUGCACCAGGUGGACAACCCUGACAGUCAGCUGAUAACUGAAAUAAUAAUAUCAGACCCAUAUAUUGUUCUUUAAAGGGGCACUCCACCAAUUUUAUACAUGACAACUAAUUUAGUCUCCCAACUUUAUGAAAAUGUGAUACUAAGUUGCUGGAGUACCCCUUUAAGGAUUGGCUCAGCUACAGGAGAAUCAAGUAAUGAGUAUUUGAAGUUCAAAUACGUUUGUAGCUGAUUGAAGCUGCUUGUAGCUAAACAGAAUGUAAACUAAUUCUUUAAUGGUAAUUAUACACAACUUUCACAGCUGAUUUUACAAUCUCUUAUAAAAAAGACUAGUCUAAAGCCACAAACAGGCUGCAGUCUUCAUUACAGCCCGUAAUACUAAAGCGUUGGAUGAAACAAACAACAUACACAAAAUCUUCUACACUUAAAACUUCAGUACUGGAGAUAAAAAUGUCAAGUUUGUCCUGAAGGUGACGCUGGAGAGAAGGUCACAGGGUCAUUAAAAUCAAAUGGGUUCAUCCUCAGGGGAGCAUGAAGGUGCUCGAUACACUUUAAAGCAAGAUUAUAGAUUUGAUAAUAGAUUUGGAGAUUCUUGUGUACAAGUGGAGAUUUUGUCCUAAUGAAGGCUCUAGAGUAAAGGGCAGGGGGUCACCAAUAUUAAGAUUCAAUCUCAGUCAAUCAUGAAUAUUGACAGCAGGUUGUUUUUGCUUUGGACCAAAGUGACAGAUGGAACAAUGGAGCAACACUAAAAUAAAAAAUAAAAACUAGUUAAAGUGGAAUUCAGCAAUAGGAUGUAAGGUCUAGGUGCUUAAGCCUGGCACUUAUUGUUUACAGUUGCAGUGAUGAACAAAUUAUGAUCUUGCCUCCAAACCAUAAAGGUUUCUGUUGAACUGAGAUUGGACCCAUGGACUUUUUACUUUAAAGGGCAGUUCUGUUGUGAUGGGCCGUGGCUGGUUGUUGUGCUGGUGGCACUGGUUUGAUGUGAGCCCACUGGUUUGAGAUCAGAUUUAAGGGCUCCAUAUUUUUGCUUUACACUAGUUGUGCCUUCUUUCGGUGACUGUCCUGACCACAGGUCUGCGAGCUCGCAGUGUUUGGCUGACUCAUGAUAGUCAAUAGUAAUAAUCAAUACAACGAGUGAACACUGAAUAUAUAUAUUUUUGUGUUUGUACAAUUUUAAAUGGAGUUUCUGCAUUUAUUUUGGGAUACACUAACGUUUCAGGCUGAUUACAUGAGGCAAUAGGCUUCGGGAGUCUGAAGAGUCCAAAAUCAAAAGGGUUCAUCGUCUGAGGACCAAGAAUGUGCUCAGUAAAUGUCACAAACUUCCUGAUAGUGGUACUAGAGGAAGGGUCAGGAAGUCAACAAAAACAUUAGAGGGAUCAUGAACACUGCACAUUUUAUGGAAACAUGGCCAUCAGCUUUUAAGACGCCUUGUCAAAGUGUUGUUCAAGGAUCAAAUUGAACAUGAUGGUGGUGCUGGCAAACAUGAAUAUUCAACAGGUUCAUUUUCAGUAUUUUUUUUUUUUUAUUGUUAACAAAUCCCAUGAAAAGACCAAAACCAACAAUGUGUUGUUGCGUCUCUCAAGAAUUUCUCAGUGGGCUGUGGCUCUCAGCCCAAAGCCCAUUUGUUCCUACUGAAGACAUAAAUCUGUAAAAACUGGUAAUGAAUAGUUUAAUUUCCUAAAACAGAUGUUCACUUCAGUUUUUAGCAAACCUUACUCUAAUACGAGGCAAUAAUCCAUCUGUUGGGGACUAUUUUCAGCGGCAGAUUAAUCCACAUGUGGUGCUGUAGUGAGUGUUUGGGGCAGCAGGACGGUGUGUGUGGGGCUGAGUCAGAAUAAACUACAGUGUGUGUGUUCAUGGUGAUGAAGGAACAUGUCACCCAGUGCAGCAGAGCGGCUCACUGAUGUGUUUUUAUUGUUUCUGGACAACAAUGGAGCUCACUUGGAACACUUGUUAGCAGGUGUUUUUGUGGGAUUUGUUGAUAAUAAGAAACAUAUAAAAUAUCGCCAGACUCAUCCUUUAAGAGAAUCAUAAUGCAACUGCAAAUCCUCUAUAAACUGAAUCACUGUUUUAUAGUUUUAGGACAAGCCGAUGAUCCUAAGCUUAGCAAUUCUUAGCACCACAAGGGCUCAUUAUGUGUUACCAAAAGAUAUGUAUCGGUGCAUCCCGCUUGUGUCGUGUCUCCUAGUUUGACCUGUGAAGCUACAGUAUCUUAAUCCUGUCCUCUUACUUGAAACAUCACAUAGGUUGCCAUCAGCCCAGAUACCUUAUCAUGUAACACUUACCUACACCAGACCCAUUACUCACUAUUGUUUAGAUUUUAAUGAUAUUUUAGUGAAGCUGAAAGAUGUGUGACUUUUAUUAUUAUUUAUCCAAAAGACACAAAAGAGAAUUGCAGAUUUCAUUGCUGAACAUACAGAACACUUAUUAUACCAGAAGUGAAACACUCUGGCUGCAUUGUACGUGUUAUUGUACUUUCAUGGAUUGAAUUUACCUGUCAGUUACACUAGGGAGGACCAAGUUUAUACACAGUUUUAGAGGUUUGGACACAGCCCUUCUGUAAAUAAGCUUUAAGUGAAUAACAACAUAGGCAUCCUGUUUUUCCAUGUACGAAACUAAAAUAAAACCUCAAAGAAUGCUCAGUA